Messenger RNA from Ostrea edulis (European flat oyster), 3127 nucleotides. Its product is annotated as failed axon connections homolog. Gene Ontology annotation, cellular component: cytoplasm. The coding region runs from base 293 to 1123 and encodes 276 amino acids. Lineage: Eukaryota; Metazoa; Mollusca; Bivalvia; Ostreida; Ostreidae. The record is from RefSeq and is a predicted model, not a curated record. The transcript has 7 exons.
CGACCGACAAAGUCGCUUUUAAAUCCGGAUGGGUGAUUUUUGAUAGAACACCUCGAUAUGUAUCUGGUAGACAUCUUAACAGAAUGACUGAUAUACCGCAUCUUUCAAAAAUUCAAUUUGGUUUAUUGUUUAAAUGAAUAUUACAUAGAGUACUGUUGUUGAAAUGUCAGGGGAGUGCCAUGUUCGAAAUUCCGAUUGGUAUCUAUUUGUGAAUUUUCGUUUUUUCGGUACAUCUGGGAGAUAAUUUUUUUAAAAAAGAACUGAAAGGUAGCCGUUGGGACUGAAAAUCAAAAUGUUCUUGGACAUACAGCAUUUGAUCCCUGUUUUGGUUGCCAUUGUUUGCACUUCAUUGCUAUUGAUAUUGAAGUCACGUAGAAACCAUAAUAGAAUCCAGUCUUGUUCCCAUGAUGUGGUUCUUCUACAUCACUGUGGCAAAGGUCCUCAUGCCCCUAGUUUGUCACCAUUUAUUCUCAAACUUGAAACAUUUUUUAAAAUGGCAGAAAUUCCCUAUCAGAUAGUUCGAGAUUAUAAACUAGGACCGAAGGGGAAGGUACCGUGGGUGGAGUACAAUGGCCUCAUCAUGGCUGAUUCUCAGCUCUGCAUGGAGUAUCUGACAGAGAAGCUGCGGCUUAACAUUGACGACCACCUGUCCACUGCAGAAAGAGCCAUUAGUAGGUCAUUACAACGAAUGGUAGACGAACACACUUACUGGUUAAUGGUACACUGGAGGUGGGCUUUUGACAAGGAAAAAUUAAGUUUGAGACAAGCAAACUGGGGAAGUCCAGCCUUGAUCAUCGGUACAUAUGUUCAAAAGAAGAACACGUAUACCCAAGGAGUCGGCAGACAUUGCGAAGCAGAACUGCUACGAAUUCUGCGAAAAGAUUUUAAAGCAUUGUCAGAUUUUCUAGGAACUAAGUACUAUUUCUUCGGAGACAGGCCGUCAUCGGUGGAUUGUAGUAUAUUUGGCCAGUUAUCUCAAUUUCUUUGGCAUCUGCCAGGUUCAGAGCCAAAUGCUAUGCUAAGAGGGGAUUUUUCGAACUUGUGUGAAUACUGUCACCGGAUGAAAGAUAAUCUUUGGAAAGACUGGGCGGAUAACGUAUUGUUUCCGGUGGAACCCUCGUGAUACUUCAGAAACUGGGGUAUUUAGGUUAUAGUAAUACGAAAUAGUUUGGUACCAAGAAAUGUCAAUAUUGCUUGCGUGUGUAUAAUUAUAUGAAUGUGCAUUUAUCUGUACAAAGACCCUUAGGUUUAGAAAGAGUGAACAGCCACACAAGUAGGAAUUUUUCAUGAUUCCCCCCUGAAAAUUUCACACUGAUGUAUCGUGACCAAUCGAGAUUUAUAUAAGAAAAGUAAAUUUUUAGAUUUCAAAUCGUAUUUCAGUGGUUUAUAUAGGUAUUCAAACAUCCCAGUAGAUACAAAGCAUGAAAGAGAUGUGUGAAUCAAUUGGUUAAUUCAUACUAGUAGAGGUUUUAUGGAGACAGUAAUUUUACAGAAUUUGAAACAGUAUGUAUGGAACUGGGUGAAGGGUCUCUGUUAUUCAAAGUUUCACACUGAAUACUUUUUUGUGUCUUAUGUACCACGGAUUUUUCUUACGAAUCCUUACGUAUUCCACAAAUCCGUAAAAGUACACAGAUUGUUACGAUUUAGACACUUUAAAGAGCUGUUAAGAACGGGCUCAAAUCUAUACAGCUCCAAACUUAACUGUUCGUGACUUGUCGUGUUUACAGUGCUGCCGAUGAAAUAAACCGGAACCGACGGUGUGACGUCAUAAAUUAAACUUCAAUGGCCACUCUCUUAGCGACGGGUAAUUUAAAAUACAUGAUAGAUUAAUAUUGAUUUAAUUGUUAAGCAAGGAUUUUUGUUGUUAAAGACUGUCAAUUACGAUAUCAGUAAGUAAUACUUUAUUCAUAAAAGCAACUAUGUGGUUAGGGUUGCCUUUCCCUUUAAGAGUAUUUACGGGCCAUUUACGGUUUAUUACGAGUUCUUGCGAUGCAUUUACGGCACACAUUUACGAUUUGUUCCAAGUGAACACGGAUAAAUACGAGCAAAUAACGACAUUUUACGAGCAUUUUAGGGAUUGUUACGAGUAUAUUACGGACAUUUACGAUUUAGUUUAGCUUUUACGUGUAAAUCACGACCUGUUAACAUGUUGAUAACGUACUGUUACGAAUAGUUAGGAGUUAGUUACGAUUGUUUACAUUUUUUACUCAAAAGUGUUCGCAAUUGGCUUUGUAUCAUCAUUCGACAACUGACAUAACUUGUAACAGCAUGUAUGAAUAUUGUAUGCAAGAUGUGUAACUUCUUUGAUGUCUUGAUAACAACUGAAAGAAACUGUCAGAUUUUGCGUCUUUAAUACCUUUCCUUAAUCGUAAGUUUAAGUAUGUACUCGUAAAGUAAUCGUAUCUAUAUACGUAGAGUGCUCGUAAUGACUCUGAACAAUCCGUAAAGCGAUUGUAACCCGAAGUGAAUGAAAUCGUAAAUAUCACUUAGGCAUUCGUAAUAAUCCGUAAACAACUCGUAAACUAACCGCAAAGAUUCGUAAAAAAAAAAAUUGACGAGUGUUUUACGGAUUCUUACGAGCAGUUUACGUGUUCUUGCGACCAGUUUACGAUACUUACGGAUUGUUACAAGUUAUUUACGGAAAAUGAAAUCCGUGGACAAUCGUAAAUUUUUUUUGACAUGUCAAAAAAUUUGCCCCUUCUUUCACGGAUCCUUACGAGUGUGUGCGAGUUGUGACGAGUUAUUAACGGAUACCGACGAGUGAUUUACGAAUGCUUGCGAUUGACUACGAGUCGGAGAUCCGUAAGGACUUGUAAGAAAAAUCCGUGAGUGUGAAGGUGGUAUUAGAAUGAUACAGUUUAGUUGGUACAUGUAUAGUAUUGGGUUUUUAAAAAAAUCGUAUUAGUGUUAUAUUGACGACAAUUUAAUUAUAUAGCAGUCAAUCCCUCAAUGACUUUGUGAAAUGUGCAAUACAUAUAUACACAAUUUGAAACUAAAGUGUAGAUUUAAAAAAAAAAAUUAAACAUGUAAUAUAUCUUGUGUUUGCAAACAAGAGCGUCUUUUACAAACUAGAUUAUUUAUUGUUUGUGAUUUGUCAUAUAUGUUAAUAAAAAAACAUUACACAAAG